CUGGGAUGCAAGUCUGGUUGCAAGGAAGCAGUGGAGGUCCUACUAAAUCACAGAGCUGAUGUUACUUUGAUGGAUCAGCAUGGACACAGUGUUUGCACUAUGCACAGCUCUCCAAAAACCCAGAAGUGUUGACUUUGAUCAGAGCUGCAGUGGAGAAGGCAGGUUAAAGGUAAGAAUCAAGUGUGAAAUUACACCAACCAGCUCAGGCUGCUGAAAUGCCACAGAAGCUAGAUCAAAAACAUCUUCCAGUUGAAACCAGUUUAGCAUCAAGUCAGAAGGAGCAACGUGCUAUAAAGGAGCUUCAGAUUGAAAACGAGGAUCUCAAAGGAAGGUUGAAAAAACUCCAUCAUGAGCAGAAGGCCUUCCUGGAGAGAGUCAGCGGACUUCAGAAACAACUGAACCAGGAGUGCAAGUCAGUGGGAGAGCUUCAGAAUGAGAAACAGCAGCUGAAAAAUCUACUGAUGGCAAGAGACCGAGAACAGGAAGACAAUUUGAAGAUGCUCGAGAACCUGAAAGCAAAACUUAAAACUUAUGAGACUGGGCAUCUGUAUGAGCAGAUGACAUCUGGCAUCCAGGUGGCAAAAGAACUGGCUCUUAAGGAGGUUAACCUCUCGGGCAUGGAGUUACAACAAUCUUCCAAGUCAGUUGCUGGUUCAAGUGAUAUGUUGCUGACUGAUCAAAGCACGCCUGGUGCAUAUGAAACUUUGAAGAAGGAUCUAGAGAUGAUGAGGAGGAGGUUGGAGAUGGCAAAGAAAGAGAAAGGCAGUCUCCAACAGGAGCUACUGAACAGGAAUAGGCAGUGUGAUGUCUUAAGAGAGGAGCUUGACCGUGUGAAGCAGGAAUCUGAGGAGCAAAUUAAGCAGCUGGAGGAUGCGUUAAGUGAUGUGCAGAAGCGAAUGUUUGAGUCAGAAGGUAAAGUGAAGAUCCUACAAGCACACGUUAAUGCCCUGAAGGAUCACCUUUCAAAGCAGGGCUCAGUGGGAAGCAGUAGGGUGGUGGACGAACUUAAGAAUCAGCUGAGGGAAGUGAAAUCGAAACACGAGGAAGCUGUGGCUAACGUGGAGAGACUGCAACACCAAGUUAAACUCGGUGCUUUAUCAAUCGAGGAAUCGGCUGAGGCAACCGAGUUGGAGCAGUACAAGCAGGAGGUGAAAGAGCUGCAGAAGACUUUGAGUGCAACGGAGCAAGGAAAGCGAGAGGCAGAGAAGAGAGUUAGUGCAGUUGAAAGUGAACUGAAGAGCGUGAAGGCAAAGUUGUCACAGUGUGUGCUGGCUGAGGAGUUUGAGAACAUGAGGAAUUCAUCCCUCAGUACUUUGGAAGAGAAGGAGAAACAGGUGGCGUUAGUGAAGAGUAAAUAUGAGAGAGCUCAGAUGGAAGUUAUUCAGUUGCAGAAGGACUUGGAGCGAGAACAAGGUCAGACAGCUGCGUGUGUGAAGAUUGAGCAGUACCAGUUACUGAAGAGAACGUUGGAGAACCAGAGCAGUACCCUUACUGAUGUUACACAGAAGCAUCAGAAGCUGCAAAAGGAAAGUGAAGCUAUUCAACUGGAAAAUGUUACCAUCAAAGCUGAGCUGGAAGAGCUGAAACACAAGCUGAAAACACAUUAUGUACCUUUGACGACACAUGAUGAAAUGAAAGCUUCAAUGAACCAGACGGUUCAAGAUCUGAACAAGCAAGUUUCUGAGGUGUCACAAAAGUACAAGGAAGUGAUCAGAGAAGCAGAAGCAUUAAAACUUGAGAAGAACACUAUAAGUGAAAAUCUGAAUCAUGUGAAGACUCACUAUGUUCCUGCAGAGAAACACAAAGAGGAGAUAACAGCUCUGAAUUCCAUCGUUGGCAAGUCGAAGAAGGAGUUGGAAGAACUCAGUAAGAAGUAUGGCCAGGCACAACAACAGACUGAGAACGUACUCAAAGAAAUUGUUACUGUGAAAGACUCAUUGAAGAAUCAAUAUGUGCCGCUGGAAAAGCAUGAAGAACUGAAAACCCACCUGAACACCACUUCAGAGAAAGCUGCGUUGGAGCUGUUGGCAGUGAAACAGAAAUGCAGUGAAGUACAGAGCAAGCUAGCAAGGUGUGAGAAAGAAAAUAAGGAACUGAAAGACCAGCUGGCAGUCCUUCGAGAACAAGUGCAGAAAGACUACGUAAGUCUUCAACAGCAUGAAGAAAUGAAGGCUGCCUUGAACAGAAAGGGGGAGGAACUGCAAAUGAAGGUUGAUGAUUCUCAAGUGAAUUACAAGAAGGUUCAGGAGAAAGUUGUUGCACUGAACAAGGAAAAGGAAAGCCAGGCGAAUGAACUUCGAACACUACAAGAAUCCAUCAAGUCACAGUUUGUUCCCAUUAAAAAUUACGAAGAAAACGAGAAUAAAUUUAAUGCCCUGGUGAACGAACUGAAGAAUCAGUUGUCAGAGAAGACUCAGCAAUGCUCUGUGGUCCAAGAGCAAGCUGAACGAUAUAAGGGAGAGACAGAAGAGCUGAUGCAAAGGGUUACACAGUUGGAGCAAAACCUGGAGUGUCAUUAUAUUCCCAAAGCUGUGCAUGAAGAAAUGAAAAGCAAGUUUGUCAGUGGUAUGGGAGAAAAGGUUGAGCAAGUGGAGGAAGUGAAGAAGAGGUUUGCAGAUGCUGAGUUGCAGAACGAAAGGUCACAGGCAGAGAAUGCCAGGCUCCAGUUGGCCAUCCAAGAGUUGGAAGAGAAAAUACAGUCAGAGUACAUUCCUAUUGAGGAGUUUGAAACCAUGAAAACAUCACUAAACAACAGAGUUACAGAGCUGCAGGAGGAAAAGGAAAAAGUGAAGGUUUCUUGGGUGCAGGAGCGAGAAAAAGUAGGCAACCUCCUCCUCCAGAUGGAUGAUCAGAAGAAGAAUUCUGUACCACUUCAAAGGCACAAUGAAUUGAAAGAGAAGUUGGAGGAAGAUAUUGUAGGGCUGAAGAACCAGAUGAAUGAGAGAGAGGAAGAAAUGAAAGGAAAAGUUUUGGAGAUUUCCAAACUGCAGAUGGACUCUGAAGCGAUGACCAGAACAAUAGCAGAACUGAAGGCAAGGCAAGCGUUGGACCUGUCACAGCACGAAAGUGUGAAGACCUCUUUAGAAGUGCAGAUAAACUCGCUAAAUGAAAACCUGGCAAAGUUGAAGGAGAAGCAUGAUCAAAUGUCUACAGAAGUGUUGCGUGCCAAAGAGAAAGAGCUGUCAGCUAAAGAUGAAAAGGAGACCUUUCAAUCGAGAACAUUCAGCUUUGAGCAGGAAAUUAAGGAGCUGAAAAACAAAUACGAUGAAUCCAUGGCAACAAUCUGUGAUCUGCAGAAAAGUAUUCAGGAAUCUGCCAAGCAAAUUGAGGCCAAGGAUAACAAGAUAACAGAACUGUUAAAUGAUGUGGAGAGGCUGAAGCAGGCGUUAAAUGGUCUAUCACAGCUUUCCUACUCUGCCAGUAACCCCAAGAGACCAAGCCAGCAAAUGGAAGCACUCCAGAGCCAAGUCAAGAACCUGGAGCAACAGCUGGCUGAUGCUGACAGACAACACCGCGAGGUUAUUGCAAUUUAUCGGACACACCUUCUCAAUGCUGCACAGGGUCACAUGGAUGAAGAUGUGCAAGCUGCCUUGUUACAGAUCAUUCGGAUGCGGCAGGAGUUUAUCUGCUAGCAGAAUCCUGGCGCCCAAGUAUUUACCACUGCUGUGUAAAGGCUGUAACAAGACUACUUGAAGCUGCUGUACUAUUUACCUGGUGGCCGAAAUUCUUCACCUUUUUGUUUAAAAAGAACAUUAUAUUGGGGGGAAAAAAGUAAAACCAAUCCAAUUUGCACCCUCCCAAGUUAGUCAUUUAAGAUUUAUUGCUUAAAAAGAGUACAAAGCAGUUCAGCUUAUUGGAACAAGAGAAAAUAAAUGCUACAGACUGAAGUUACAUUUUCAUUUGAUGCCAUUGCCGUUUGAUUAGUUUCCACUCCAAUCUUAAUCCCUGCCUGACCCCUUGGGAAACUUGUAGCCACAAAGAUCUGCUUAACUUGCGCUGUGGCCCCAGGGGCUUAACAUCUUAUUGGACUUGGAUUGAGCUGUACUGUGACAUUUACAGAACUUGAAGUGUGAAAAGUUGCUAUAAAACCCAACAUCCGAUGGACAAAUGUUCUUUUUAGAUCCAAUCCCUUUCAUGGGCCUCCUGGGAUUUGGUGAGGUUUGAAUCCACAGGAAGGUUUCCAGACGUAACAAACUUAAAGCAAACGUUUAGUUUCCUUUGAUGUCCAACUUGAGCCACAAACACUUCAUAAAAAGAUUGCAUUUUGCUUUUUAGAACCAUCGGCAGUGAUGGCAUGCCUGUAUCCACCAACCAUUGGCAUCUCGACACACGGUUGCAACUUGUUUUUUUUUUGUAAAUUGGCCAUCUGGAAUAUUUUAGUUUGCUUUUCAAACAGGCCAUUUAUUUCCUCAAAUGUGGAGGCUGUUAUUGAGGAAAGGAUAUGUCACAACCCAAGUGUGUCAAAGUAAAAAGAGAAAGGCUAACAAUGUUUGAGCUGUUGAGCCAUAGGCAGAUCUUCUGAGGAGGGAAGGGAUAUUGCACAGUUCACCACAAUCAAAGGGUUACUAUCUGCAGCAUUUGUAGUUCUUUUUCCUUUUUAUCAAAUAAUUCCCAUCCACUCUGUGAUACAGUUCACUUCCCUUCCCCAUCCUGUGUGAUCGGAGUCAUGGCUUGCAUGGCAAUUCUGUCGUGUGUGUCCCUUGUGACAAAGGGGCUAGAAAGGAGGGACCAUAGAUCACAGCUAUUGCUGUACACACAUGCCCAGUAUGUGUGCCCUAGCUGUGUAACAUUAAGUUAAGGCCAUUGCUGUCAUCUGAAAUUAAGUGGAAUGGGUUCUCUUCACAUUUGGUACCUAAAAGUUACUUUAAUCGCUGAAGGAUUAUGAUACUCUUUCACCACUGAAUUGUAGGGACCCUGUCUUUAGCAUAGGAGCUUAAACUUAAAGGAUGAGAUGGCUACUAACAAUUUGGACUUGACACAAAAAUCUGACUUCUUAAGUCCCUGAAGCCACCAUUAGUAUAUUCAUGCAAGAAGCUAUAAUAUGAAAUUACUUGUAUAUCAACAGAGGGCUAACCCAGUUAAAAUUAAUAGGGUAAUGUCAAUAUUAUUUCAAAGCAAGUAUGUUAUAUAAACCUACAGCAAUGUCCAUAUACUCUAGUUUCAAUGCUGACCCCCUAAUUCCAGAUUGAAGCCAACUGCAACAUAACAUUUCCUUUAUAAAGUUACUUGGCUGGCCAAGUCUGAGUUAUAACUUAACUGUUAAUCAAAAUGCUAUCUUUGUGCAGCAAGCUGAUGUAGUUUGUAGGUUUGCAUUAGGUUUCUGUUGUACUCUGUUACCUCUUAGUGCAGUUAGAAGAACUGUUCUUUCUAAUAGAUUCUUUAUAGAACCGAGGUACUGUGGUAUUUCUCAGCUGGACUGGUCAUGCUGUUUUUGUUACUGAAUAAUAUUGGAUACCUAGACGUCUGUUUAAUUUUGACAGUAUUCAUCACUUUAUUCCUCACCCACAUCAAAUGGUUAUCUAUUUGUAAUGUGAUUGGAACAAAUGUUACGUGAAUGAAUAUUAUAUAUCUAAUUAUA
This is a messenger RNA of Pristis pectinata (smalltooth sawfish), 5578 nucleotides long. Its product is annotated as uveal autoantigen with coiled-coil domains and ankyrin repeats protein-like. Gene Ontology annotation, molecular function: actin binding. Lineage: Eukaryota; Metazoa; Chordata; Chondrichthyes; Rhinopristiformes; Pristidae. The record is from RefSeq and is a predicted model, not a curated record. The coding region runs from base 216 to 3632 and encodes 1138 amino acids. The transcript has 12 exons.